AAAGGUUGUUCUGUAAUGCAAAAUGCAAAUAUAUGGAAUUCUUUCCCACGUCCCAUCCGAUCCAAUAGACCUCCGCGACUGUUCUUUCCCUCAUCUCUCCUCCCCUUCUGCUGCCUUCUUAUUCUUUCCCUUUCUUCUUCGUCUCUCUGUCUGUCUCUCUCUCUCUCUCUCUCUCUCUCUUCCUCUUUCGUUCUUUCUCCUAACAUCAAAUACUAAAGUCAGUAACAGUAACAAACCCAUCUCCUUUAUGUCCUCGUCACUCUUCUCUUUCUCCCUCUGGAGUCCCCAUAGACUCUAUAGGUUACUGUAAUCCAUAAUUGCUCUCUGUGUCUUAAAGUGGUAUUUAGGUGGGAACUGGGAGGGUGGCGUAGGUUUAUCUCCACUUGUCUGGUCUCCUUCUUUUGAACCCGACAGACGGCGGUGAUUUUACUUCUUCACGACGAACAACUGAACCCGACACUCGAUCACUCUCUUUCCUUUCCUUCUUUCUUUUCCUCUGGAAUGCGUAUCUGUGGAGGUUUAGGACUAGGGUUCUUCCUCAAUCAGCUUGGUUUCUUCCCUGUGAAAGGUCUCGAGCUGUUGGAGUCUGGAACUCUUGUUUCGCUCGAUCUUCUUCUUCUCCCUAUUGUUGGCUCUUCUUUUCCUCUCCUCUGAUACCUGUUUAGCUCCCUUCUUUGUUUUUUCAAAUUCUCUCUCUCUCUCUCUCUGUGUUGGGUCGUCCAGUUUUGUGAAGGUCUCUGCUCGAUCAUCUGUUUUCAGAGUUUGGUCGUCUCUUACUGUUUAAAUUUUCCGAUUAAAUCGACCCAUUACUCCCACCUUCUUCUGUAAUUUUCUUCGAGGGGGGAUCACUUGAAAAAAAGGCUUGUAAAGGGAUUGAGGUCUCUGGUUGCCCAAAUGCCGAUGCUCCAUAGGAACCUCUUUGCUUUUUCUUGCUAAUACCUUUACCUGCUCUGGUUCUUGUUUCUCAGAUAGAACCCACUUUCUGGAAUCUUCAUAACCUAUAAACUGAAAAUCAGAAAGAUAAAGAGUGAGAAAAAGGGGGGAAUUCAACGAAUUUGUAGGAGUUAUGCUGGAUCUUAAUUUUGUUUCGGCUGAUUUCACAUGCGAUGAAGAUGAGACCAUGAUUGACGAACUUCCCGAUGGUUCCGGAGGCCAAGUGGACGACUCCGGGACUUCAAAUUCAUUGGUCGUUAAUGCUGAAGCCUCCAGCAAUGGAGGCGAUGACGACUCUUGCUCCACUCACUUCGCCUUCAGCUUUGAUAUUCUUAAGAAGCGAAGUGACGCCAACGAUGCCGUUGCGGUCGAAGACGAUGAUGAUGACGACGGUGAUGAAGCAGAGAACGGGAAUCCGACUACACGGUCGGGUUUCAUUACGAGGCAGCUCUUCCCGGUGAGUGGAGAAACUGGGCCUCCCUGUGAUGCUGUGUUUUACUCUGGGUCAUCUUCCUCUUCUUCGUCUCGAACACAUUGGGUCGAUCUCUCGUUCUCCCAGGCUGACCUGGGGAAUCAGCCGGAGAUGAAGGUUAUAACCACGCAGCAACAGCGGGUGAAGAAGAGCCGGCGGGGACCCAGGUCUCGAAGCUCUCAGUAUCGGGGUGUGACGUUUUAUCGGAGGACUGGGAGAUGGGAAUCUCAUAUCUGGGAUUGUGGAAAGCAAGUUUAUUUGGGUGGAUUCGACACUGCUCAUGCUGCUGCUAGGGCAUAUGAUCGAGCUGCUAUUAAGUUCCGGGGUGUUGAUGCAGACAUCAAUUUUAAUCUCAGUGAUUAUGAUGAUGAUCUGAAACAGAUGAAGAACCUGACCAAGGAAGAAUUUGUGCACAUACUCCGCCGACAAAGCACCGGAUUCUCUAGGGGAAGCUCAAAAUACAGAGGUGUGACACUGCAUAAAUGCGGUCGAUGGGAAGCUCGAAUGGGGCAGUUCCUAGGCAAGAAGUAUAUAUAUCUUGGGUUAUUCGACAGCGAAAUUGAAGCAGCAAGGGCUUAUGACAAGGCAGCUAUCAAAUGCAAUGGAAGGGAGGCAGUCACCAACUUUGAGCCGAGCACAUAUGAAGGGGAGAUUGUCUCUGUGGUGGAUGAUGGAGGCAGUGGCCACAAUCUUGAUCUUAACUUGGGGAUUUCUCCCCCUUCUUUGGCUGAUGGCACAAACAUGAAUGAGAGUAUGGGCGGUUUCCUGUUCGAUUGUGGCCUUCGUGACACGCCUGAUGCUAGGGGAGCUAGGAUGGAGAACCAUGCUUCAGCCUCAGUGGGUGAUCAAAUGAAUCAUGGCCCACAGAUGGCAUCUGUGCACCCUCCGAUCUGGCCUGGCAUAUAUCCCAGGCUCUUUCCCAAUUUUGAGGAAAGAGCAAUGGAGAAGAGGGUCGAAGCAGGUUCACCAGGACUCUCAAACUGGGCAUGGCCAAUGCACAGCCAUGGCAGUGGCGGUGCCAACCCAAUGCCACUGUUUUCUACUGCAGCAUCAUCAGGAUUCUCUUCUUUUGCCACUUCAUCAGCUGUUCUUCUUCAGCCACGCACUGGUACAGCUCAACAAUGCCAUUAUCCUCCAUCCACAACCUACCCCACCAAUGCUCCUCACGAUUAUUACAGAAACUGAUACCAGCACCAACCAAAGACCAACCAAAAAUCCCCUUAAUAUGUGGAGAAGGUUAAUGGGAAUCCAACCUUUUCCAAGGUGGUUUUUUAAUUCGUCUCUUAGAUGGAAUCAUAGUAUUAUAUAAUAAUUCAAACAUUCAGAGACAUUGUGCCCUAUAUAUCGGUGGCACACAUUUGCUACACGAGUGCUGCACGGCCGCAGCUAUAGAGUAUUUGUAACUGGAGAUAAUGAACCAGGUACCUACGUCACUUUGGGACAUAAUAUUGGCAUUGCUCGAGUAGAUUUGGCCUCUUUCUCUAAUUGUAUAUCGUCAUGGGUUUUUCACCAGAGUUCUAAUCAGCUAUAUGAAAAAAUUGUCAUGCACAUGAAAUAUGCACACAGGGAAGGUGUUACUAAGAUUUUUAUUUUUAUUUUUUGGACGGGGAAGGAUUUAAUAUUAAGGGAAUUUUUUGUUUACUGUAACCAUUGUGUUUUGUGCCAUGUGGAAGAGUGGUGUGGCAAUCCAAUCUUGGAUAUCUAGGGAAUGAUCUGAAUUGCAUAUUACAGUGUCAAAUUCUAUCAUUUAUCAUUCCCUGUAAUGGAAUUUCUUUCUCAUGAAUGUUAUGCUUUUUGUAUUC
Molecule: messenger RNA, 3207 nt
Organism: Macadamia integrifolia
Lineage: Eukaryota; Viridiplantae; Streptophyta; Magnoliopsida; Proteales; Proteaceae
Product: APETALA2-like protein 3
Exons: 10
Coding region: 1067-2590 (507 amino acids)
Biological process (GO): regulation of DNA-templated transcription
Molecular function (GO): DNA binding; DNA-binding transcription factor activity
Source: RefSeq, a predicted model, not a curated record